Molecule: messenger RNA, 2364 nt
Organism: Euleptes europaea (tarantolino)
Lineage: Eukaryota; Metazoa; Chordata; Lepidosauria; Squamata; Sphaerodactylidae
Gene: KIF3B
Product: kinesin family member 3B
Exons: 8
Coding region: 10-2250 (746 amino acids)
Biological process (GO): microtubule-based movement
Molecular function (GO): microtubule binding; microtubule motor activity; ATP binding
Source: RefSeq, a predicted model, not a curated record
CCCAUCAUCAUGUCGAAGCUCAAGAGCUCCGAGUCGGUCAGAGUCGUGGUGCGAUGCCGGCCCAUGAACAGCAAAGAGAAAGCCGCCUCCUAUGAACAAGUAGUUGAGGUGGACGUCAAGUUGGGGCAGGUGUCGGUGAAGAACCCCAAGGGAACUUCUCACGAGCUGCCCAAGACGUUCACUUUUGAUGCUGUCUACGACUGGAGUUCCAAACAGUUUGAGCUGUACGAUGAGACCUUCCGGCCUCUGGUGGACUCGGUGCUGCAGGGCUUCAACGGGACCAUCUUUGCCUACGGGCAGACAGGGACAGGAAAGACGUACACAAUGGAAGGGGUGCGCGGUGACCCUGAGAAAAGAGGGGUGAUCCCCAAUUCCUUCGACCACAUCUUUACACACAUCUCCCGGUCUCAGAACCAGCAGUACUUGGUGAGGGCUUCUUAUUUAGAGAUCUACCAAGAAGAAAUCAGAGACUUGUUAUCCAAGGACCAGUCCAAGAGGCUGGAACUGAAGGAGAGGCCGGACACGGGCGUGUACGUAAAGGACUUGUCGUCUUUUGUCACGAAAAGCGUCAAGGAAAUCGAACACGUCAUGAACGUGGGGAACCAGAACCGCUCGGUGGGGGCCACCAACAUGAACGAGCACAGCUCCCGCUCCCACGCCAUUUUUGUGAUCACCAUCGAAUGCAGCGAGGUGGGGCUUGAUGGGGAGAACCACAUACGAGUGGGGAAACUGAACCUGGUGGAUCUUGCGGGUAGCGAGCGCCAGGCGAAGACGGGAGCCCAGGGGGAAAGGCUGAAAGAAGCCACCAAGAUCAACCUGUCUCUCUCCGCACUGGGCAACGUCAUCUCUGCCCUGGUAGACGGCAAAAGCACUCACAUUCCGUAUCGGGACUCGAAGCUCACCCGGCUGCUUCAGGACUCCUUAGGCGGCAACGCCAAGACCGUGAUGGUGGCCAACAUCGGCCCCGCCUCCUAUAACGUGGAGGAGACCCUCACCACCCUGCGGUACGCCAACCGUGCCAAGAACAUCAAGAACAAGCCCAGAGUGAACGAAGACCCCAAGGAUGCCCUGUUGCGGGAGUUCCAGGAGGAGAUAGCCCGGCUUAAGGCGCAGCUGGAGAAGCGUUCAGUGGGCAAGAAGCGGAAGAAGGAGAGGAGAAGGGACGGGGCCGGCGGCGUCAGCGGGGAGGAGGAAGAGGAGGAGGAAGGCGAAGAUGGCGAGGAGGAAGGGGGUGACAAAGAUGACUACUGGCGGGAGCAGCAGGAGAAGCUGGAGAUCGAGAAGAAGGCCAUCCUAGAGGACCACAGCCUGGUUGCCGAGGAGAAGAUGAGGCUGCUGAAGGAGAAGGAGAAGAAGAUGGAGGAUCUGAAGCGUGAGAAGGAAGCGGCAGAAAAGCUGGGUGCCAAAAUCAAGGCAAUGGAAAGCAAGCUCCUUGUUGGAGGAAAAAAUAUUGUUGAUCACACAAACGAGCAGCAGAAAAUUUUGGAGCAGAAGCGGCAGGAGAUUGCUGAGCAGAAACGGCGGGAGCGAGAAAUUCAGCAGCAGAUGGAAAGUCGUGAUGAAGAGACACUGGAGCUUAAGGAGACAUACAGCUCCUUGCAGCAAGAGGUGGACAUUAAAACAAAAAAACUUAAAAAGCUGUUUUCUAAGCUUCAGGCUGUGAAGGCCGAGAUCCACGACCUCCAGGAAGAGCACAUCAAGGAGCGACAGGAGCUGGAGCAAACUCAGAACGAGCUCACACGGGAGCUGAAGCUCAAGCACCUGAUUAUUGAGAACUUUAUUCCCCUAGAGGAGAAGAACAAGAUCAUGAACAGAUCUUUCUUUGAUGAGGAGGAGGACCAGUGGAAACUGCACCCCAUCACCCGGUUGGAGAAUCAACAAAUGAUGAAGAGGCCGGUAUCGGCCGUGGGGUACAAGAGACCCCUCAGCCAGCACGCGAGGAUGUUCAUGAUGGUCCGUCCGGAGGCCCGGUACAGGGCAGAAAACAUUGUGUUGUUGGAACUGGAUAUGCCCAGCCGGACGACCCGGGAUUAUGAGGGCCCAGCCAUUGCCCCCAAGGUGCAGGCGGCUCUGGAAGCUGCUUUGCAAGAGGAAGAUGAGAUUCAAGUGGACGCCUCCACUUUUGAGAGUACAUCCAACAAGAAGUCAAAAUCCAGGCCUAAGACGGGCAGGAAGUCGGGCGGCUCUUCCUCCUCCAGCUCCUCCGGUUCGCAGCUCUACCCACAGUCUCGGGGGCUGGUCCCCAAGUAGAACCAGCGGUGCCUGGUCGGCUUGCCUUUUGAGAGCUUGGGGCGAGAAGCAAGCCUGCGGAGGGGGCCGGCAGCCAGUUGCGCCCCUGGAGAUGCAGCAGCGGCCCCCGUGGCA